CGCAUGGGCUUAGGUUGUUUCCGGUUAAGAUGUCAACAAACAUGUAGACCGCGCUGAGAUUUUAUAUUUCCUGGCAUUAUUUGUCCUAAAUAAAAGUUAUCAGCAUAAACCAUGUUUAUUUUCAGCAAGAAGACAGUCUCAAGGAUUCUUAACUUGCUCUUGUUUGCUGUAGUGAUACUAAGUUGGGUGUAUACAAUUUUGGCUGGACGCUGGGCAUCAAUAAAAUAUUUGAAGGACACGUACGGUAUCGCAGAAUAAAGCUUGGCAGAAUGGAGGUGAAAAAUGACAAGUCUGCAAUGCUGAGUAACUAUGAAGUCCUGAACCUUCUCAGUGACAUGCACAAAGGACAAAGUAAACAGAGCAAACUUCAAACUAACCUGGCCACAAUAUCGUACGAGAUAACUCAUUACCUCGAAAACUCAGCAUGUUCGAAACAAUCACCUGAACUUCUCGCAAAUUUCAUUAAAGCUUUAGAUAGGUUUAAACUGACAAAAGCAGAAAAGAUGCAGCUGUUGAACUUAAGGCCAAAGACUGCUGUAGAAAUUCAGUUGAUAGUUGAAGAAAGCGAGGAACGACUGACGGAAGAUCAGAUUUAUGAGUUGUUAGAUCUAGUGAAGGAACAUUUACCUGGUGGUGAUGAGGAAGAGGAGAUGGAAGAAGAUGAUCAGGGACAAGAAUAAAAUGUGUAUAGGUUUAUCCAGCUGACCUGUUCAAAAUUUUGAUAUUUUAGGGGUGAUUCUUGAUGCAAAAUAUUUUUAUGUACUUGAUUGUGUUUUAGUUAAUAUGUUAAGCCUUAAGUGUUUUUUAAUGGUUUUGAUAAAUAUAUUCAGUGUUUUGGGGUUUUUUUUUUUCUUAAGAUUUUUUAAGUCUUAAUAUAAAAAGUACAUAACAUUGUAUAAUAAAAUGAACCAAUACGGAAAUGAAGGAACAAAAAAGUGGUAAAGUUAAAGUGUUGAAGGAAAAUUACUACACACCUGUUUAGUUGUUUUUUUUCUCUAUUGUUUUCAUAGAAGGUAGGAACUAUAAUAAAUAUUUUAAGGUUGCCAUAAAAAUGUAGGAAAUCAUUUUGAAUUUCUAUUUUUCCUCUGCUUGUAAGUUGUAUAUUUUAUGUCAGACUGUCAUUUUAUGAGACAGAACAUACAUCAUUUUGAGCUGUGUAAGCAAAUGAAAUAUUUGAAAGUUCAUAAAUAAACCAUAUUUAAUUUA
Mercenaria mercenaria is the source of this 1206-nucleotide messenger RNA. Its product is annotated as DNA-directed RNA polymerase III subunit RPC9-like. NCBI's taxonomy places the organism in Eukaryota, Metazoa, Mollusca, Bivalvia, Venerida, Veneridae. Bases 270 to 680 code for a protein of 136 amino acids. The transcript has 3 exons. Gene Ontology annotation, molecular function: nucleotide binding. The record is from RefSeq and is a predicted model, not a curated record. Gene Ontology annotation, cellular component: RNA polymerase III complex. Gene Ontology annotation, biological process: transcription initiation at RNA polymerase III promoter.